UGGCGUGCACUCUGUGGUGGCAAAGUGGUUAGGGCUUAAGGAUCCGGUUUAUUCAGAUCGAUAUGCAGUGCGUGGACUAGGAGUUUUUCCUGAAGGUCAUGCAUUGAAGCAUGAGCCUCAACAAUUUCUUGUAGAAGAGGAAGAAAUGGCGAAAGGAGACCCAAAGAUCAUACAAAAGACAAUGUUAGAGAGAGUGCCCGAAUCUUUACAAAUCGUCAAAGAUGUUAUACAACAUGCUUAUAUGCCGAGUUUAUCAUGGGGACCCCUGCGAUUUAGAUACCCAUGGGAUCUCCUUUUUGGUAAAGUUUCAAACGGCACAAUUACUGUAGCAGGUGAUGCGAUGCACCCAAUGACACCAGACCUAGGACAAGGUGGGUGUUCAUCAUUAGAAGAUGCAGUGGUGUUGGGACGCCAUAUAGGAAAUUCAUAUAUCAGAAAUGACGGAAUGCUAUUACAAGAGGACUUGGAAGUUGAAAUAGGAAUGUAUGUUGAAGAGAGAAGAUUUCGAGCCGCUGGUUUGAUUUCUGGUUCAUACAUUUCUGGCUGGGUUCAACAAGGUGGUGGCGGUGUUGGUAUAAUCUCAUCAUUAAAAGUUGUAGGAUGGUUGACGAAAAUUCUCCGUGAUAAGGUAUUUUAUAAGGAGUUUGGCCGGCUAAGUGGUUUGGUGCAAUAUGACUGUGGAAAGUUACCUACCGGAUUAACUUCCUCUGAGAUGGACAAUGUGGUUAUGUGAUAAGAAAUCCCCAAUUACUUAGAAUUUUUAAUUAAAACUAGGAUUAGGGUUAGAAAUCCUUAAAUUCUCUUGUUUUAGGCAUUAGUUUAUUUUUGGAAAUUGUUCCGUUUUAAGAAUUUUAUUUUAGAUUCCUAGUUAUAGAAGUAGUUUCCUUUCUAGGUUACCUUUCCUUAAUUUUAUAGUUUAGUGGCUUAUAUAAGAAGGUCUAGUGUUAUUAGUUUGAUUAUCUAUGAGAAUUAUAAGUUUGUUCUAAGUUUCUGUGUUCUUUUAAAGUCUACUCUACUGGCCGUGGGUAAGAACUAUUAAGUUCUUAUCAAUCGGUAUCAGAGCAGGCGUAUCCUGUUUAUGACCAAAACUCGAAAACAAAAACAAGUAAUUAUGGAGAAGCAAUUAGGUGAGAUAACGGAGAAGAUGGCUGAGAUGACAUCAAAUCAAGCUUUGUUAAUUGAGAGGAUCGGCCAGCUUGUGGAAAGCAAAGCAGUUGGGAAUAAUGAGGGACAAAACCAAUCAAAAAGAGGAGGUGAGCGACUAUAUUAGUUUGAU
This is a messenger RNA of Papaver somniferum (opium poppy), 1276 nucleotides long. Its product is annotated as monooxygenase 3-like. The transcript is spliced from 2 exons. NCBI's taxonomy places the organism in Eukaryota, Viridiplantae, Streptophyta, Magnoliopsida, Ranunculales, Papaveraceae. The record is from RefSeq and is a predicted model, not a curated record. Bases 146 to 733 code for a protein of 195 amino acids.